UAUUUCGAAUUCAAGGUUGACGGCAUUGUAUUGUGCAGGGAAGCGUGGUGUCGAGUUUAUGGUAUUAAUAAAAACGCAUACUACCGGGAGUUAAAGGAUUUCAAGCUGGGGCUGGAGUGGGACGGACUAAGGCGGGGAAGGUCUUUAUCCAUUCAAUGCGUAAGCGCCUCCGUCUGGUUUGGGUAUUAUGUAGCAAGUCAUGGGGACAAAAUGCCACACAAGAAUGAAAUAUGGCUUCCGUACAACACCCGAAAAGUUGACAUCUACAACAAAUACGCAGAAGAAUGCGAGGAGCGCUCACAGAAGUUCUGUUGUGAGGAGUCUUUCCGGAAUAUGUGGAAGUACUUCUACCCCCACGUUUCAAUAAAAACGUGUAGUCUCUUCACAAAGUGUACCAUCUGUGUGCGCCUGGGACGGAACCUGGCUAAAACAAGGGACCCUGUCAAGAGGAGGGAGAUCAAGUUGAAGAGACAGGAGCACGAUGCCAGGCAAAUGGCUGAGCGACUGGCCUACUAUCAGAGACGGGAAGCGGCAAGGAAAGAGCCUGAAAAGUACCUCAGCCUUAUAGUCGAUGGAAUGGAUCAGGCCAAGACGUACUUGCCGCAUUUCGUUGGAGACAAGUCAAAGGACCUAACUACCGCCGACCAGAUGAAGGUCCAUGUCUCUGGAGUCAUAAGCCACGGUCACGGACUACGAACCACGUAUGUGGAUUUCUUCGAGUACCCCCAUGACUCGAACCUGACGCUGAAUCUGCUGUUAAAGCUUCUGGGAAAACUGAGAAAACCUUUGCCUCCUAUCCUCUAUAUCCAAGCGGAUAACUGCUACAGGGAAAACAAGAACAAGUUUAUGCUUGCGUUCCUAGAUAUGCUGGUUCACAUGAAGAUAUUUCGCGAGAUCAGAUGUUCAGCCGUGUGGCCGACAAACUACGUCAUCAAGAGGCCCACACCCCUGAACAACUAA
Molecule: messenger RNA, 960 nt
Organism: Branchiostoma floridae (Florida lancelet)
Lineage: Eukaryota; Metazoa; Chordata; Leptocardii; Amphioxiformes; Branchiostomatidae
Exons: 8
Coding region: 211-960 (249 amino acids)
Source: RefSeq, a predicted model, not a curated record